GUUGCCCCUCAGCCCUUUACUGACGUCAACAGACCAGUGCUGGACAUAUAUAAGGUCUAUGGGGUCCUCCCACCGUCACUCGAGGGACUCCGGACGGGCUGCUUCACCAGGGGCCACAGAGCGGAUUACUGGGGCUUACUGUGCAAGGACGUCUGGUCACCAUGAAGCCCGUCCCGUUCAUCCUGCUCCUCGCAUCUGUCCUGCUGGCCUCCCACGGCCGCCCCUCCGCCGUCCGGACGCUCCCCGCCCGGGACGAGGCGCUCCUCAGCGCCGUCUCGGACCUCCUCGGCGACACGCUGCUGCGCGUCAUCCAGAGGACCAGUCCGGGGGUCAGUCUUUCCCUUGGGUCCGACAACGAGGAGCUCUCGAUAGCAGCGCAGAUGGACGCUACAGCCCUCUUUCACCUGGCGCGUGCUGUGGCGUCCUUGGAGACAGAGCUGCGCGCGCCCGGGAUGGAGGGUGAGCCCGAGAAGAACCGUGUGGACGACCUGGGGGAGCUGUCCAAGAGGAGCGAGGAGCCGCCGAUCUCCAUCGACCUCACCUUCCACAUGCUCAGACACAUGAUCCACAUGGCGAGGGUGGAGAGGGAGAAGGAGCAGGCGGAGAUGAACCGACACUUCUUAGAUGAGGUGGGGAAGUGACAGACCCGGUGAACAUGGGGAGAAACAAGCUAUACUAUCAAUAUGUUCUUUCAAGUUUUUUUUUUUUUUUUUUGAAAUCGUUGAGUAGGCCUAUAUCUGCCUUCAGCCUGUAUUCACGCAUAAGCAGUGUCGGUUUUACAAACUAUGUUUAGAAAAUGGUUUUAGAUGCAUGGAAACGAACAGUGCAGACUCACCAUUGAGCGCCUCUCAGCUCCUGCUAGGGGUAACUAGUGCUCAGAAUAACUCCUUACUGGUUCCAGUGUCCUUUUCAAACUCAGCUGAAGACUCACGAAGUCUAACGGAUCAUGAGGAGGAUAAUAUAGGCCUACGUAGUGUUCUGGGACAAGUUCAUCCUUGAAAAAAUAUUUAGAUUUAAGAAUGACAACCUAAGUAAAGAUUUGAAAAGGAUUAAAUCUCACUGAAUAUUUUAAACAGAACCUCUCCAGCACUUCAAUAUUAAAAUAUUACGAUAAAAAAAUAUGUUUUAUUUGAUCAAGAUAUACUUCAAAUAAAGACCUUUUGAGGGAGUGUAUAGGCCUACUGUCAGUACUCUACUGGUCAUACAUGUUCUAACCUGCUUAAAUUCACCACAGUGGAUAGGUUGUUGAGAAUGCAUGAUGUGGUUUGUAGGCCUAUGUGGUGAUUUGUAGGAUUUAUUGAAACAUGAAUUGUUCAAGGAGGCUUGUUAAACUAGAUUGAACAGUCUUAAGUCUGCCGAAAAUGACCCCAACGCUGUUUGGAUGUUAAUUUGAACAUCAAAAUCAUGACGGAUGUUGUUCCAGACCCAAUGUGUUAUUCUGAUUAUCAACUUGGACCACUAGUUUUCUGUUGGUUGCAACUGGGACAUUGUUUUUAAGGGAAAAGUUGGAAGGAAGUGAAAGGAAGGCAGGCUACUAUUUCAUUUCAUAUUUUCCUUGUCUUUAUUUUUCCACCUUUAAUUGAUUAUUGGUUUUAAAGAGCUCACUAUUGUCUGUAGCCUGUUCCUUCUGCAGCAUGCGUGGCUUUCAAGAAAAACACAACAAAAAGGCAUGUUUUUAAUCAUCUAUCGUAUUGUUGGACGCAACGUAACUUUAGCAGUUGACCUCAACAAGCUCUCACCAGUUAUUUUUUGUAA
Messenger RNA from Gadus chalcogrammus (walleye pollock), 1755 nucleotides. RefSeq names its product urotensin 1 (gene ucn1). Lineage: Eukaryota; Metazoa; Chordata; Actinopteri; Gadiformes; Gadidae. The transcript has 2 exons. The coding region runs from base 162 to 641 and encodes 159 amino acids. Gene Ontology annotation, cellular component: extracellular region. The record is from RefSeq and is a predicted model, not a curated record. Gene Ontology annotation, molecular function: hormone activity.